UGCUAUUUUCAGAGUUACGUAACUAUAGCAAAGCUUAAAACAAUUCGCUAGUGUCAACUCUGAAGCUACAGUUCAGCAAUGGGUUGCUGCGGAGGAGGCCGCAAGUGGCACCAUAACCAGCGGUACUCCACACUACGCAAGCAGUGCAUCAAGAGCGGCGAGAAGUUCUCAGACCCCAAGUUCCCUCCCCACGAUUCCUCCCUCUACUUCUCCAAACCUCCACCUGGAGUCGUCGUCUGGAAGCGCCCUCAUGAGAUCGUGGAUACGCCGCGUCUGUUCAUUGAAGGCGCGAGCUCGAGCGACGUUACGCAAGGACAGCUCGGCAACUGCUGGUUUGUGGCGGCCUGUGCCACACUGGCCGGCGUCAGGGAGCUGUGGCAUAAGGUGAGCCACACUGGCCGGCGUCAGGGAGCUGUGGCAAAAGGUGAGCCACACUGGCCGGCGUCAGGGAGCUGUGGCACAAAUGGUAACUUGAACGACAUUUCAUGCAUUACAAACAAGGGAGGUAACCUAAGCGACGCGCUGGUGGACCUGACGGGGGGCGUGUCAGCGCACCUGGACCUCACGCUGGGGGGCUACACGGAGGACCUGGAGAAGCGCAAGACGCUCUUCAAGAUGAUGAGGACUGAGAUGGACGAGCGGGCCCUUAUGUGCUGUGCUAUUUCUUGUGAUGAGCCUCUUCACCAUCUUCAAGUGAGUGUGAUGAGCCUCUUCACCAUCUUCAAGGGGCGGCAGAAGCUGCGGAUGGUGAGGCUCAAGAACCCGUGGGGCGAGAAGGAGUGGAACGGCGCCUUCAGUGACGGAGGGAGCAGUCACGGCUUCAUGUUCUCUGUGUCGCAGCUGACCAGACUAUGUUCCAGGUCGCCGGAGUGGGCGAAGGUGUCGAACGCCGAAAGGGAAAGCCUGGGGCUCGUCUUCGAGGACGACGGAGAGUUUUGGAUGACAUUCGAGGAUUUCUUGGAACACUUCACCGACCUCAGCAUCUGCUUCCUGAUCAACACGAGCGUCUUGAGUCUGAGCAAAACUUGGAACGAAAGCUCCUUCCAUUCCGCCUGGACCAUCGGGGUUAAGGGGCAUCACUCCGACAGAUCGGGGGGCUGUCUCAACCACAAAGAAUCUUUCCUACGCAACCCCCAGUACAAGUUCGACGUGCGUGACGACAAGGAGGACGUCAUCGUGCAGCUGCUGCAGAAGGACAUGCGGGAGCGACGGAGUGAGGGCGUACAACAGCUCGUCAUCGGCUUCCACAUAAUGAAGGUGGAAGUGAACCGUGAGUACCGGGUUCACCGCAUCCACGCGUCAGCGGCCACGUCAGACUACAUCAAGACGCGCUCCAUAUUCCUGAGGGAGCAGCUGCCCAAAGGGCGCUACGUCGUGGUGCCCACAACCUUCAAGCCCAACGAGACCGGAGACUUCCUCCUCAGAAUCUUCACCUCCCGACACUGUGAUGCUACGGAGCUGCUGCAGUCACAGCCCGUCAUCCCGUGGUACUCCUGCGUCAGGAGACCUGUCAUCGUCACCGCCGUGACCGUCAAGAGUGCCUCGCACCUCGUCGCCCAGACCGCCUUCGGAGGGGAGCCGGACGCAUACUGCAUCAUUAAGUGUGAGGGGGAGACGGUGCGCACCCCCGCGGACCGGGGGACAAGCAACCCCAAGUGGGACACGACCGCCAUCUUCUACCGGGCUCGCCCCCAGGUCCCCAUCGUGAUCGAGGUGUGGAACAAGAGUCUGCUGAUGGACGGCUUCAUGGGACGCGCCGAGCUGCUGGCGCCCGUCAACACCAACAGCGUCCAGGUGGAGUUGCCGCUGUACGGCCGCCGCAGCGAGAAGGCUGUGCUGAAGGAGGGCGUGGUGCUAGUGCAGGUCUAUUCUGACGACGACCUACAGAGCAUUUAAUAUAAUCAUCCAUCAUCUAAUUAUCAUUUUUCUAUCAUUAAUUUUAUCGAAGUUAGGUUGGCUUUAAGGCUAAGAAGUAAAGAACGAAAGCAGUGGGAAGUAUUUCUUUGUUAAUUGCUGCUUCGCCUCAAUGUUUUUACGUUGGCAAUUGGGAAAUAGACUCGAAAUUAAUGUUUUUUAAGCGCGAAUCUAAGAUUAAAUAUUCAUACGUGUUUCUCCAUCUACGUUUUGGCAAUCAUUAAAUUGCCAAAAAUUCUAAAAAAAAUUAAAAGUUAGGCGCUUUCACUUUGUUUUAAAAUGCUAUUAAUAUUUUGGAUUCUUGGUUGCAAUUAUUAGCGCUAAAAUUCGACGGUAUGAGUGACUGAUUGUAGUGAAGUAAUCACAACUGUCAGUUAUUUUGGUUAUUUUAUCGGUUGUAAUGUAGUAAAUUUUACAGCAACGCUUAACGAAACGUUUAAAUUUUACAGUGAUAUUUAUAUAUUAUAUUAUCUCUAUUUCUUGACGGUGCUACCGGUGUUAUGGCCUCAAGUCAGUCGUUUGGUAUUUUCAUGAUUGGUUGAAGUUUGAAAUUUCUGUAGCCCCCAAGUUUAAGUUCUUUUUGUCAACAAAUUCAGCUUCAGUAAUAGAUUUUUAUCAUUUUUGUGCUGCUCUCUGUUUUUUUACGUUUUCCUGCUAAUGAUACUCAGUACUGAUACAUAAUUUUAAGCCUGAUAAUUUUCUAUAAGUGGAUUUUUUACAUGAUUGUUUAAUAUCAUUAUUUUCGGAUACGUUCUGACGGGGUGAAUAGGACUAUUGACGGGGUGAUUUGGUCCUUUUCGACAUUUAACAAAAGCUUAUAACUCAAAAAGUUCUUGCUUUAGAAAAAUUGUGUUGAUGGCUCUUGAAGUACCAUGAGAUAACCUACAAGUGCAAUAAAUAGAUAGUUCUAUUACUAUAUAUGAAUAUUUGUAUCACAAAAAUUAAGCGCUGAAAAUGGUCCAAGUCACCCCAAAUUACCGACGAUCUUUGUAAUUUGAUCGGAUAUACCUCUGCCUUGCAGUACCUCGCAUGUGUUCAGAGUUGAAAAGAUUGCGUUCUGGAAAUCAGUAUGUAUUUUUACUAAAUUUUUAAAUCGUCACAGCUUUUUCUUGUGGUAGAAUUUAAACAAAAGAUUUAUAUUACAGUAACAAUCCACAAGGAAAAGUUAUUUUGUUUAAUAUAGUACAAGGCUUAUCAUGAAAUGUGUAUUUUAGUUUACAUGUUAGGAAAAUGACAACAACCAUAAACACGAGCUUAUUUGUUGGGAUGUAAGGAUCGUAAUAUAUUUAUCAAGAUAUUCGAUCGGAAUUCAGAGUCCAGGUCUCUGAACCCUAUUGAAAUUAGAGAGGCAUUUUUGACUCUGAAAAUAGUAAUAAAUACUAUCAUCGAAUUAAUAACGUGACGACAAGUUCCCAGGAACUAACUUCACUGUCUAAUUGCUUUCGACGUAGACAACUUCUUAUAACUUGUAUAGGUGGCUGUUGUUUGCCUCCGUAUGAUUAGACAGUCAAACUCAGAAGAAUAAAUGAAUUAGUCAAACUCAAAAGAAUGAAUGUGUCAUGUUGUCCUAAUGGUGACGCACUUCCUGUACUAUAGCACUCCUACGUCCCUUUGCCUGGCCAAAGCAUAUCAGGAUAACUCACAGGAGGGCAAUAAAAAUAUGGCAUAACAUAGUUUAACAUAGUUAAGAAUUUUAACUAUGUCUCAUUGAUUUCUUCAAGUUCAGGAUUCAUUUCAAGCACACGCUGUUAAAGAGUUCUUCCUCAGCAUACAAAAUUUUUUUUACAUCACAACAUUGCAAUAUGGAGUAUUAUUUCCACCUCAUUUCAUUCGUAUUGGCCACUAUCAUCUCAGACUAUAAUUUUCACAUCGCUGCUGCGACCAAAACCAUGUUUUCUUCUCAUAAUAUUGCAAUUCCAAUUAUCCUGUUUUCGUUUUUAGUUGUUAACUUAUCUCGCUCUAUAUCCUCUGUUGCUCUUCACGUAUUCCGUCGAUUCAGCAAUCCCGUCCUCGUCUCUGUUGCUGUUCAGCAAUUUCGUCUUCGUCUCUGUUGCUGUUCAGCAAUUCCGUCUUCGUCUCUGUUGCUGUUCAGCAAUUUCGUCUUCGUCUCUGUUGCUGUUCAGCAAUUUCGUCGUCGUCUCUGUUGCUGUUCAGCAAUUCCGUCUUCGUCUCUGCUGUUCAGCAAUUUCGUCUUCGUCUCUGUUGCUGUUCAGCAAUUCCGUCUUCGUCUCUGUUGCUGUUCAGCAAUUUCGUCUUCGUCUCUGUUGCUGUUCAGCAAUUCCGUCUUCGUCUCUGUUGCUGUUCAGCAAUUGCGUCGUCGUCUCUGUUGCUGUUCAGCAAUUCCGUCUUCGUCUCUGCUGUUCAGCAAUUUCGUCUUCGUCUCUGUUGCUGUUCAGUAAUUCCGUCUUCGUCUCUGUUGCUGUUCAGUAAUUCCGUCUUCGUCUCUGUUGCUGUUCACUAUCUCCUCCUUAUCUUUAUGCGAUUCAAGACUGUUUCUUCUCUCGCCAGCCAUAGCGCAGGUCAUUUAGCGCCUCCUCAUCAUGAGUGUGACGAACGCGUUACUCGUAAUGAGUCCCCAAGGCUUCCAUGGCAUUUGGUUUGGAGCUCUGGUUAACCACUGCACUAUUUUAAUUAUAAUCCCCAAACUUGUUAUUAGUAUAAAUUUUAUCUUUAAGCAGAUGAUGCAUGUAUAACAUCUAAUAGAUCAUUGGCCGAUUUACAGGAGGCGAUCUGGAAAUCGCCAAUCGCCGUGUUGAUCUGAUAAUGAACCGGGCGGCGCGAUACCCGCUUUCUUAUUCACCGAAGAACUUACCGUCUCAAUAAUAUUUUUUUUAACGUGAACGCCUGGUUUCUCUACCUCAAAUAUCAGGAUAAUUGCAUUAAAAGGAGCCCAAGGCGCAGUGUGGGCCACGAGUCUUGCACUCUUUUGAUGAUUUGGGGUGACGAGUGCGAGCUGGUGUUGUGGUCAACGAGUUAUUUUCGGUAAAGUUUUGCUAUUGGGUCCUGCAAAAUAACAUUUAGCCUGACGAAGAGUAAAUGCUGAAACGCCUGUUAGACUCUGGCGAUUCUUGGACCAAGGUAGGUAUGUAGAGCGGUAGAGGGAGACGUUAGUUAUUAGUUAUAUGGUAGAAGGAGCUUUUUAUAUUCAUUGUUAUUCAGUGUAGCAGUUGCAAGAUUCUACACCACUACGUGGGCCGAUCAGUUACGCGAGUUGCCACUGCACUCGAGAAACAUGAAAUAGAUUUACCGCUUUUCCAUAUGAUCUAUUUUAUAAACUCUUCAUACAAAAGGAAUUUAUUUCUCCGUCGUCUGUUAAAGAAUAAAAUACUAUUUAGCCAUGGGGAUAUGUUUAAGAGAAAAAUUGCAAAGAGAAAACUUGUUAAAUAUUAUCGUGUUCGUCGACUCAAGUAGUUUAGCUGACAUGUGAUGCACUUAAUCCAUGAAGUGUACGAGUAAAUAAUCUUUUUAUUGAGUAUUGGAACGACAAUACUAUUAAAGAGACACUUAUUGUGAUGUAUGGAAUAUGUUUAUCUUGCGAGCACAACAAUUUGUAUUGAAACACUUGCCUUGUAUCCUUGUGCAAUCGUCGAGCUUUGGCUUAUAGGCUACAAGAAAUAAUGAGUAAUUUU
Molecule: messenger RNA, 5543 nt
Organism: Hyalella azteca
Lineage: Eukaryota; Metazoa; Arthropoda; Malacostraca; Amphipoda; Hyalellidae
Product: calpain-5
Exons: 16
Coding region: 79-1896 (605 amino acids)
Biological process (GO): proteolysis
Cellular component (GO): cytoplasm
Molecular function (GO): calcium-dependent cysteine-type endopeptidase activity
Source: RefSeq, a predicted model, not a curated record